This is a messenger RNA of Zymoseptoria tritici IPO323, 1108 nucleotides long. RefSeq lists its product as uncharacterized. NCBI's taxonomy places the organism in Eukaryota, Fungi, Ascomycota, Dothideomycetes, Mycosphaerellales, Mycosphaerellaceae. Gene Ontology annotation, cellular component: peroxisomal matrix; cytosol. Bases 22 to 1056 code for a protein of 344 amino acids. Gene Ontology annotation, molecular function: protein binding. The record is from RefSeq and is a predicted model, not a curated record. Gene Ontology annotation, biological process: protein import into peroxisome matrix. The transcript has a single exon.
AAGGGCAGCCAAUUCGAAACGAUGCUGGAGUUCAGGACCGCGGGCUUCAACCCAUACAGCGUCAAAUACUCGCCCUUUUUCGACAGCCGUCUGGCCGUGAGUGCCGGAGCCAACUUCGGACUGGUUGGGAACGGACGCCUCUUCAUCUUGAACCUCACGCAGAAUGGAAUUGUGUGCGAGAAGUUCUUCGAGACUCAGGACUGCCUUUUCGACGUAGCUUGGUCAGAGCAGCACGAGAAUCAGCUCCUCACCGCAGGUGGAGAUGGAAGCAUCAAGCUGUUCGACAUUGGAGUGGGCGAGUUCCCGGUGGCAGGGUGGCAAGAGCAUGGAAGAGAGGUCUUCUCCGUACACUGGAACCUGAUCGAGAAGUCGACAUUCCUGUCAUCAAGUUGGGACGGCACGGUCAAGAUCUGGACACCGGAAAGGAAGGACAGCUUGGUGACUCUACCGGUUCAUUCGUGCGUGUAUUCGGCGCAGUACAGUCCGCAUCACCCGCAGAUUGUCACAUGUGUCUCAAGAGACUCUCAUCUGCGGGUGUAUGAUCUGAGAAGCAAGCCGAGCGCACAGAAUCACCUGACGUUGGCCAUCCCGAUCCAUGCUCCUCCCAAGGUUCCGUCUCCAGGCUAUGUGAACCGCAGUCCUGGUCCGACAGAAUGCCUCACCCACGAUUGGAACAAGUAUCGAGACUCGAUCCUCGCAACGGCUGGUGUUGACGGAGUGAUCCGGACGUUCGAUCUGCGGCAGCCUUCUGGACCAGUGAACUUCCUCACUGGACAUGAAUACGCAGUACGCAAAAUCAGCUGGAGUCCUCACCUCAGCGACGUCCUUCUCAGUGCCAGCUACGAUAUGAGCUGUCGCGUCUGGACAGAUGGCAGCAAUGUAGAUCAGGGUGGCGGCGGAGCUGGCAUGGGUAGAGAAAUUGGACGCAUGGAUAACCACACUGAAUUCGCCAUGGGCGUAGACUGGUGUCUUUUUGGAGCAGAAGGAUGGUGCUCAACAUGCGCUUGGGAUGAGAGGGUACUCGUCUGGGAUGUGCGAGAACAGAUGAGGCCAUGAGCUUGAUGUCAAUACGGGCUACGGGACGACGAGCACAACUACCCACGAUGCG